Theobroma umbraticum is the source of this 858-nucleotide messenger RNA. RefSeq lists its product as uncharacterized. Lineage: Eukaryota; Viridiplantae; Streptophyta; Magnoliopsida; Malvales; Malvaceae. Gene Ontology annotation, biological process: nucleoside triphosphate catabolic process. The record is from RefSeq and is a predicted model, not a curated record. Gene Ontology annotation, molecular function: nucleoside triphosphate diphosphatase activity.
GUCUACCCUGGGUGUAAUCUUGCAAUUCUUCGUUUCGUUUUUGACACUUACGAAGCCCUGUUUGAUCCUUGGGGAAACGAAAAAUGACAGGCGUCCUGGAGAAAGAAGGGGUUACCCUGGAAGAGCUCAAGGAGAAAAUGGCUGAGUUUGCGAGGGAAAGAGACUGGGAUCAGUUUCACAGCCCUAGGAAUCUCCUGCUGGCCCUGGUAGGAGAAGUGGGAGAACUGUCUGAGAUAUUUCAGUGGAAAGGAGAGGUGCCAAGAGGACUCCCUGAUUGGAAAGAUGAAGAGAAACAACACCUGGGUGAGGAGCUAUCAGAUGUGUUGCUAUACCUUGUUAGGCUUUCUGAUAUAUGUGGGGUUGAUCUUGGUAAAGCUGCUUUGAGAAAGCUGAAGAUCAAUGCCAUUAAAUACCCAGUCAAGCUUUGCAAAGGGUCUUCCAAAAAGCACACCCAUAUGAAUGUGGAUAAGAACAAUUUUAAUGGUGAUAGUGGUAGUGCUGCUGCUACUAAGGGCAUGACAAGUGACAGCAAAAGUAGUAGCGAUGCUGAUGUUUGAAAUGUGGGUGUGAAUAUAUUAUGUCCGCUAGACUAAACUGGACUGCUUGGAUUUUUAGCCAUUUGUUUUUCUCAUGUUAUUUGUAUAAUUAAUCUCAUCUCAUAUAUAGGGCCUUUCUAAGCAGCCUAUACUAUAUUAUAAUGGCUUUACACUUCUGUACUGUUGGUCCCUCUCUCUCUCAGGGGUGAUUCGGUGGGACCAAGGGUGCAUAGUUUUAGUAGCAUGUGUGUGUUGUUUUAGUAUUAUUUUUUGUGUGAGAAGAAUCUGGGGUGGUAUGCCACGCUGCCUGGAGUUAAUAGUA